Molecule: messenger RNA, 2874 nt
Organism: Astyanax mexicanus (Mexican tetra)
Lineage: Eukaryota; Metazoa; Chordata; Actinopteri; Characiformes; Acestrorhamphidae
Gene: asb10
Product: ankyrin repeat and SOCS box containing 10
Exons: 5
Coding region: 174-1586 (470 amino acids)
Biological process (GO): negative regulation of delayed rectifier potassium channel activity; intracellular signal transduction; neuronal action potential
Cellular component (GO): axon initial segment; synapse; membrane
Molecular function (GO): transmembrane transporter binding
Source: RefSeq, a predicted model, not a curated record
AGAUAAAGUAUCAAAACAGCCCUACUGAGCCUGUGCUGGAUGAAAGCUCAGGGUGCACAUGGCCAUUCACUAGACAACAGGCCAUCUCAGCACUUCUUUAUCCAGUUCUAAAGGAUAGAAUUAAAGGCCAAGUUCAUUUUUCCCUGGUGAAGUGUUGUACUGUGCUGUUCAGCAUGUCCAGACGAAGCUUCGCCUUCACUUCCACAGCCCUGCGCUCUCUGGAGCAGGACAGGGACCUGCUCGAGAGACAACACUACCAGAGGAGGCUGGUAGACCCAGUGGUCAGUGGAUAUCUUCUGAGGAAAGAAGCCAGAGAGAAGACCAGGUUAUCCAGACAGACUCUACCAGAGCAGGUCCCUCCAACGGUGUGCCAGGACCUGUUGGUGCAAAAUGCCCUGUUCACAGGAAACCUGGAGGCUGUGAAGGAAUUCUUCCCUAAAGGCUCUAAAGCCACCCUGGUUAUCCAGCCUGAAGGAGGAGCUAUGCGCUGGGUCUCCGAUGGGAAGGUGAGAGGACUGUGGUCAUUGACAUAUGAACAGGAGCUGACCACACCGCUGCACAUCACGUCAGGCCGAGGCUUCACCGAGUGCCUCAGGCACCUGUUGCUGAGGGGAGCCAAUGUUGAUUUUGCCCCUGGGGGCACCACCGCCCUGCACGAGGCCUGCGAGGAGUGCCAGCCAGAGUGCGUCAAACUGCUGCUUCAGUACGGUGCCAAUGCCAAUGCUGUGAAUGAGGACGGACUCAUGCCCCUGCACGUCUGCACAGAGCUGGACUCUCUGGAAUGUGCCAAACACCUCAUCCAGUUUGGUGCUGCAAUUAACGGCCGCAGCCUGGAUGAGAAUGACACGCCUCUGCACGUUGCGGCUCGUCACGGCCUCCCCGGACAUGUGGGGCUCUACCUGCGGCAUGGAGCUCAGCUGGAGCGGCAGAACGACGAGGGCCUUACGCCACUCAAUUCAGCCUGCUCACAGCCACAAGACCUGGGUGCCCUGGAGCGCUACACUCAGGUGUGCAAGCAGCUGGUCGAGGCUGGAGCAGACGUGCACACAACUGAUGUUGACAAACAAACACCUCUACACAUGGCCUGUAAGAAUGCCAGUCCAGAUGUGGUGGAUCUGCUGUUGCAAAAUGGUGCCAUUGUCAACGACAUGGACUAUGGUGGGGAGGCACCCAUGCAUAACAUUCUGAAGAUGGUGGCCUAUAAGUCAGAUCACCAGCCGGAGAGGAUAGUACAGGCUUUACUGAACUAUGGAUCUAUCAGAGUCUGGCCAGGAGCACUACCUAAGGUGCUGAAGUACUGCUGCAUGUCUCCACAUACAAUAGAAGUGCUGCUAAAUGCUUACAGCCGCAUCAAGGUUACAGACCAGUGGGUGGAGGCUGUUCCUCCAGAGGUGUUUCAGCAACACAGAGAAUUCUAUGAGUCGGUGUUUGCAUUGGCCUCUACUCCUCGCUCCCUGCAGCACCUGGCCCGCCACCGGCUACGCACCUAUCUGGACAGCCGUGUGCACAUAGUGGUGCCCAAACUGGGCCUGCCCACCUUUCUGAAGGACUAUCUGAUGCUGGAGUUCCGAGGCUAUAUUCACUAGGCACAUGCAUGAUCGUCUGUUUAACACUUUAUCAUAGGUUGAAUGGUGAAGACACGUGUACUGACCAGCCCUUUGCCGUGCAAUGACUGUUCAGGCUGCAGCAAAUUAUUUUUUUACCUAACAUUUACAAUUGUUUAGAUUUUUCAUGGCAUUAUGAUAUUUCAAUUUUUUUUAUAAUUUAAUCUGAUUAAUGUGAUACUAUUUAGAACUAUGGUUAAAAAUACACUGAACACACAAAUGUAUCCAGAUGAACUAUUUAAACAGCCAGUGAAAGAUUAUUAAAUCAAUAUAUAUUUUUUAUUGUUCAUUUGAAAACCCAUUUAAAAAUAUAUAUUUUAGCCAAUCAUAAAGUGAUGCCAUUAGAGUCCUCACUAUAACUGAUAAUAACAUUCCAAAAGCAAUUGAAUCUCCAGCUUUGCCAGACUUACCCACCCCAAUAUGGUCUAUUAUUUUUACACCUCUAAUCAAAAGUGUUUGAUAAAGCAUGCCCAUAUGAAAACCAAAUUGCCUGUAUUAACUCCUGUUCACACUAACAUGGUUAAAAGUGAUCUCUUUUCUCUUGUGCACAAGAGUGAGUAUAGUCUGAAGAUGUAUUAGUUUGUAUAGAUUGUAUAGUUUGAAUGUUAUUAAAAUGAGUACAAUGUAUUUAAAACAAAAAACACCUUUUUAUGAAGACAAGGAUUCGCACAAAUACAGUUUGUGUAUAUUUGUGAAAAAGCUAAAGCUUUGACUAGAGAACAAUGACUAUUGUUUGUGGGAAUUGAGUUCAAAGAUUCAGUAAUGUUCAUUCCCUUAUGUAUUCACUGAUUUGUGAAAGCACAUGUACAGAAAACAUGACUGUGGAUUACUUGCUGAAUCAUGCUGUGUUAAUUGUAGUUAUAGCAUCUCGGAUUACUUUACUAAUUUUGGAUUAAGAAAUUUAAGCUAAUAUGUUUUAAAAUAAUAAGAUAAUAAUCAUAAUUGAUCUUUCUUUUGAUGUGUGGGAGGCUUACUGGUCCUGAGCACUCUCUGAAAUUUUGAUAACUGUCUUCACCACAAGGGGGUGCUGUGGAUUUCAGUGUUUUAAGGUUCUUUGGACCUCUUUUUAGACAAAUUGUCUAGAAGGUCAAAAACUGGUUUGUUAAGUUUUACAUUUCUAAAUAGUUUUGCAGAAUUAUACACAUCAGCUCAUCAAUAUACAGUCAUAUGUAUUCUUCAUCAUUAUUGUGUUAAUUAAUUGGCCGCACCCUCAACAAGAUGUAUGUACUUAAAAUAUAUGCACUUUAUCUAAUAAAGUAUAUUAAGUUUG